Molecule: messenger RNA, 348 nt
Organism: Entamoeba invadens IP1
Lineage: Eukaryota; Evosea; Mastigamoebida; Endamoebidae
Product: actin, putative
Exons: 3
Coding region: 1-348 (115 amino acids)
Source: RefSeq, a predicted model, not a curated record
AUGCAAAAAUCUGCCUCAUCAUCAGAACUCGAAAAAUCAAACAAAAUAUUAAACAGUGAAGUCAUCACCAUUGGCAACGAGAGAUUCAGAUGCCCAAAAGCACUUUUUCAGCCAUCAUUCCUUGUUACGGAACCAUCAAGUAUCCACGAGACAACUUACAACUCAAUCGUGAAGUGCGAUGUCGACAUCAUAAAGAACUUGUACAGAAACAUCGUUUUACAAGAGAAGGAGAAAGUUGCAAAUGAAAAACCAAUAAACAUAAUCAAGGCUGUUCAUGCUUGGCUCAAUAUAAUUAUAUUCAUAUUGCAAUAUAUAAUGUAUCCAAAACUGCCAUUUUUCUCGACUUAA